Messenger RNA from Cottoperca gobio, 4976 nucleotides. RefSeq names its product collagen alpha-1(XXVIII) chain-like. Lineage: Eukaryota; Metazoa; Chordata; Actinopteri; Perciformes; Bovichtidae. The coding region runs from base 240 to 4010 and encodes 1256 amino acids. The record is from RefSeq and is a predicted model, not a curated record. Gene Ontology annotation, molecular function: serine-type endopeptidase inhibitor activity. The transcript has 36 exons.
UUUGGCAACACACUGCUGCUGCUGCUGCUGCUGUCACCAUCAGGUGUCUUGACCUACAGACUCAAUUAAGAUCAAACCCUGGAAGAGGACUCUGCCUGAUGCUCAGGAGAUGGGACUUAACUAACUGAAUGAAGAAUCUUUCCUUUUCCUUAUUUGCACUUUUUCUGAAUUCCCUCACUGCCAGGAGAGCUUUGUAGAGCUGAACACGUUGGAGAGCUAAGUCAGCAACAUUGGAAGUCAUGGUCCCCUCACUGCACUGGCUGCUGUUACUGUGGGGGCUUCAAGGUCUUUGCGCACAGGAAUAUGAAGAAGACUAUGAGGAAGAAGUGGUGACCACCAAGAAGAAGAGCAAAGUAAAUCCAUCCAAUUCCAUUCCGCAGAAUGGCAAAUCACUCAUAGAUGAAGAUUGCAGUUUGGAGUUAGCCUUUCUGAUCGACAGCUCAGAGAGCGCCAAGGACAACCAUGCGCAGGAGAAACGCUUCGCCUCAGACGUGAUGCAGCGGCUGCAGAACCUGCAGCUGCAGACCGGUCGGGGCCUCAGCUCCCGGGCAGCACUCCUUCAGUACAGCAGCCAUGUCAUCAUAGAGCAGACCUUCAAACAGUGGAGGGGCAUUGACGACUUCAAGGCCCGAAUAGCUCCCAUCGCGUACAUCGGUCACGGCACCUACACCACCUACGCCAUCACUAACCUCACCCGUAUUUACCUGGAGGAGUCGAGUCCCAGCAGCAUCAAGGUGGCCGUGCUGCUCUUCGACGGCAUCUCGCACCCCAGGAACCCAGACAUAUAUUCAGCCGUGCUUGAUGCCAAGAACCAGGGCGUCCGCUUCUUCACCAUCGGCAUCACACCUGAAGCCAAUGAGCAGGCCAACAUAGCUCAGCUGCGGCUAAUUGCUAACUCCCCCGCCUCGCGCUACCUUCACAACCUGCAGGAUAGAGGCAUUGUGGAUAAAUUCAUCAAAGAGAUUACGGCUCUGGCAGAUGAAGGGUGUCCCCUGGCCCAGAGCAAGUGUGCUUGUGACAAGGGUGAAAGGGGACCCAACGGCGCUCCUGGUAAGAAGGGUCGUCCUGGAGAAGAUGGAACCCCCGGCUCAAAAGGGCUGAAGGGUGAGGGUGGGCUCAGUGGACUGCCGGGUCGGGAAGGAUCAGAGGGAAAAUCGGGAUACAAAGGAGAGAAGGGAGAGAGAGGGGAGUGUGGCACACCUGGAAUUAAGGGAGACAGAGGUCCUGAAGGUAACAUUGGCCCAAGAGGAAAUCGUGGACUUCAGGGAACGCUUGGUCCACCUGGCGAUGUCGGACCUGAAGGGACAAUGGGUAGAAAAGGGGAAAGGGGACUAUCUGGGCCACCUGGAAUCCAAGGGGAAACAGGGAUCGGCCUUCCGGGACCCAAGGGUGAUGUCGGUUACCACGGGCCAACAGGGCCACCUGGUCCUCCGGGACUUGGCGAGUCUGGACCAUCGGGACCUCAAGGGCCGCAGGGAGUCCAAGGAGAGAGAGGACAGAUUGGGGAAGGUCUCCCUGGAUCAAAGGGAGAGCGAGGCUUGGAUGGGCCGCGGGGGCUCAGAGGACAGCCGGGCGCUGGAAUCAAAGGAGACAAGGGGGAUUUUGGCCCUCCAGGUUUUCCAGGGCCGCUCGGCCUCCCAGGAGCCGGCAUCCAGGGCGAGAAGGGCGUGGAAGGACCAAGGGGGCCGCCGGGGAGCAGAGGCUCCACAGGGGAGGGCUUCCCUGGAUCCAAGGGGGACCAAGGAUUGCCGGGCGAGGUCGGCGCCUCAGGAGAGAGAGGGGCGGGCGACGCUGGAGCUAAGGGUGAGCCCGGGUCAACGGGAAUGUCUGGUUUGCCGGGUCUGCCAGGGGAGGACGGAGCCCCUGGACAGAAGGGUGAGCCGGGACCUUUAGGUCUCAGGGGGUUAGAGGGGGCAGCUGGAAUUGGCACCCAGGGUGAAAAGGGCGACCAAGGUCAAAGAGGAAUCCGGGGCUUGAGUGGUCCACCUGGCAUCGCUGGACCCUCAGGACCAAAGGGAGAACCGGGGUCUCAAGGCAGGGGGGGUUUCCCUGGUCCACCGGGCCGCUUCGUCGCCGGGCCCAAGGGGGAUUUUGGCCCGAAUGGUCCUCCGGGUCCAAUUGGGGAGACUGGAUACGGACUUCCUGGUCCAAAGGGCGACCGUGGAGACUCAGGCCCUGCAGGUCCAUUCGGUCCCAAAGGAGACGGCUACCCCGGCCCUAUGGGCCCUUCUGGUCUGCCUGGACUUCCAGGAGAAGCUGGACAGGAAGGACUGGGCAUCCCUGGACCAAAGGGGGAUGUUGGUUUCCGAGGGUUGCCUGGUUUACCAGGAUCUCCAGGCGAAGGCCUCCAAGGAUCUCUGGGUAACCCUGGGCGGCCUGGGCCAGCAGGGCCAACAGGGCCACAAGGACAAGGAGUUCAGGGACCAAAGGGUGAACACGGGUCCCAGGGUGUGACAGGACCACGGGGGGUCCCUGGAGAAGGCUUUCCUGGAGCUAAAGGCGACCGCGGCUCGGGAGGAGAGAGGGGGCUGAAGGGAAUCAAAGGAGAGUUCGGAGACCCUGGAACCCCGGGGCAAGCUGGCGUAUCUGGUGUCAAAGGUGAAGCAGGCCUCACUAGAGAGGACAUCAUUCGGAUGAUCAAAGAGAUCUGUGGAUGUGGGAUCAAGUGUAAGGAGAGGCCCAUGGAGCUGGUGUUUGUCAUUGACAGCUCAGAGAGCGUGGGCCCAGAUAAUUUUGAGAUCAUCAAGGACUUUGUGAACGCGCUGGUGGACCGAGUCACAGUGGGCCGCAACGCCACCAGGAUAGGCCUGGUGCUGUACAGCCUGGAGGUGAAGCUGGUGUUCAACUUGGCCCGCUACGUCACCAAACAGGACAUCAAGCAGGCCAUCAGGAACAUCCCAUACAUGGGAGAGGGCACCUAUACGGGCACAGCCAUCCGUAAAGCCACCCAGGAGGCCUUCUACAGCUCACGACUGGGAGUCAGCAAAGUGGCCAUCGUGAUCACUGACGGGCAGACGGACAAGCGAGAGCCGGUGAAGCUGGAUAUAGCUGUACGAGAGGCCCAUGCUGCCAAUAUUGAGAUGUUUGCUCUGGGGAUCGUGAACACCUCCGACCCAACACAGGCUGAGUUCAUGAGAGAGCUCAAUCUGAUCGCCUCUGAACCAGACAGCGAGCACAUGUUCCUCAUCGAUGACUUCAACACCCUGCCAGCACUGGAAUCCAAGUUAGUCAGCCAGUUCUGUGAGGACGAGAAUGGAGCCCUGAUAUAUAACAGAAUAACUAACGGCUACAACGGCUAUGGAAACAACGGCAACAGGAAUGGCAACAAUGGGAACUAUGCCAAUGGAGGCUACGCGUUCCGGCCCGUGACUGAGCAGCAAGUACUGAGCGGCCGUAACACUGGCACCAACACUGGCACCAACACUGGCACCAACACUGGCACCAACAGUGGAGCCAGCACUGGCACCAGCACUGGCACCAACACUGGCACCAACACUGGCACCAACACUGGAGCCAGCACUGGCACCAACACUGGAGCCAGCACUCACAACCUUGGAGGCCGGGUAGAGACCACUAAGCAAGGCAGCAAAGUCUCCAGCACAGGACAAGGAGGAGGAGGGCAGCAUGUGUUCACUGGGACACACGUGGGAAGCGAGCGCGGGGACACAUUUAACCGCAACACCGCAGACAGAGUGGACUCCUCCAGUACACGAGGCUCCUCCUCAUCUUCAUCAUCUUCUUCUACUUCUACAAGAGUUAUCACAUCAUCCUCAGGUGUAUCCAUACAACAUGUGCCUGCACUAAAGCCAGCACUUCCCAAAGAGAUUGUACCCUUGGACCCUCGCUGUGGCCUGGUUCUGGACCAGGGCACGUGUCGAGACUAUAACAUCCGCUGGUACUACGACAAGCAGGCCAACGCCUGCGCACAGUUCUGGUACGGAGGCUGUAACGGCAACAAGAACCGCUUCGACACAGAGGAGGAAUGCAAGAGGACGUGUGUGAUCGUCUGAUCCCCCGGAGGCUGAGUGAAGGCAUCUGCCGUACAUCUGCUGCAGAUGCUUCAAGGAGGGGCAGCUAAUACCAGCUAUUUCUCACAGGGUUAUGUAAAGUUUCUGCAUAAUUCUCAGGCUUAUACAAGCACACUGAUGUUCCGUAUCACUGUUAAUUACAGUUCCUGUCUUUGUGCCUCCUCCUAUACACUUUAUGCAAAAUGAUCCUCCUCUAAUUACAGAGGAAAAGAGAGCCCAGCUUUACCUCCGUUGUUGUUUUAAAUCAGCAUCUAACGCAGGAGAAACUCAGGAAUACAGAUGAGCACUCUCGCUGUGUGUGUCCACACAGAAGAUUCACACACCUCUCGGACAUGAUCACGUUUUUCAGUCUGUGAGUGCUGCAAAGAUUGUGAAAAUGUGGACUGAGCAGUAAAUACUCUGUCGGAAUCAUAAAUCAGUCAAUCAAUAUGUCAUAAAUACAUAGUGUAGCUAAUUAUUUCUUUACAUAAUCACUGUAAGGCAUUGUAGUGCUUAAUAACAAGAGCCAAUAACAUGCAACACAAAUGAAGCCUCUCAUUACUUAUAUCAAUAAAAUAUAGUUUGUUCUUGUUUUAUAUAUAUAUAUAUAAAUAUCACUGAUGCUCUGUAACUUCAUGGAAUAAUUUUAUGCUUUUGAAUGUGUUUUUUAUUUUAAGAUUUUCUGAAUGAAAAUGUGAUGUUUUGUGUUUACAUGUUUGUACUUCUUUAUUACCACUAACUGUCGACAUUUGUUCAAGCUGAUGGACUGACAUUUACACACACAUACACACACACACACUGCCCUCUACUGGGUAUCACAUGCUCAUGUUACUGGAGUCAGUACUACAGUACAACAUACUAGAACUGUACUUCCAUUGUUGCUUUGUCACUAUAUUCCCCAGUUGUACUGUAUAAAUCCAUAUUGUACUGUUACAUGGUCAACAUCUGAUGUCCAACAUUCUUAAUAAA